AUGUAUGUAAAAAUAGAAACGGAACGUUUAACAUUCAUUAGGUUGAACCAAGCCAAACUGCGUUCUGAGCAGUACAUCCAUUUACGUGAUGCAGUUAGUACUGAAGGAAAUGCAGCUAAUAUUGGUCGAUUAACUAUUCUGCCGGCGACAUACAUUGGUAGUCCACGUCAUAUGCAUGAAUAUGCACAAGAUGCAAUGACAUAUGUUCGUCAUUAUGGUCGGCCCGAUCUCUUUAUUACUUUUACCUGUAAUCCAAAAUGGAUAGAAAUUACUCAAUUGCUACUUCCCGGACAAACAUCAAGUAAUAGACACGACAUCACAGCACUUAUAUUCAGGCAAAAAAUUCGGUCCCUGAUGAACUUUAUUGUUAAACAACGCGUCUUUGGAGAUACUCGAUGCUGGAUGUUUUCAAUCGAAUGGCAAAAGCGAGGCCUGCCGCACGCACACAUUCUUAUUUGGUUAGUGGAAAGAAUUCAGCCUGACCAAAUAGAUGAUAUCAUAUGUGCCGAGAUUCCUGAUUAUGAAGUCGAUCCAGACCUACAUGAUGUUGUUACUACUAAUAUAAUUCAUGGACUGUGUGGUGCUAUCAAUCCCCAAUCACCUUGCAUGAUCGAUGGAAAAUGUUCUAAACGAUAUCCACGGAAAUUAACGGCGGAGAUUGUCACUGGCAAUGAUGGUUAUCCGCUGUAUCGGCGUCGAUCACCAGAUGACAACGGUCGAACUGUCACAACGAAAGUGAAAAGAAUGGAUUUCGUUGUCGACAACAGUUGGAUUGUUCCAUAUUCGCCACUUAUUUCUAAAUCGUUCAAGACACAUUGCAACGUUGAAUACUGCAAUUCAGUUAAGUCCAUAAAAUAUAUUUGCAAAUAUGUCACGAAAGGCAGUGAUAUGUCGGUUUUUGGAUUACAAUCCUCGAAUAUCAACGAUGAAAUUUCACACUAUCAAGUUGGUCGUUAUGUGAACUGUAAUGAAGCGAUUUGGCGUAUAUUCGCAUUUCCCAUUCACGAACGUCAUCCUACUGUUACGCAUUUGGCGGUGCAUCUGGAGAAUGAUCAACGAGUAUAUGUCACGGCUUCGAAUGCUACGCAACGUGCUGAAACACCUCCAGCAACUACAUUGACCAGUUUUUUUGCAAUCUGCCAAAGCGAUCAGUUUGCACGAACUUUGCUUUACUCGGAGAUGCCACGUUAUUAUACUUGGAAUGCUUCAUCGAAGAAUUUUCAAAGACGGAAGCAAGGCGAUGCGGUUCCUGGGUAUCCAGAUGUGCGUUCUACUGAUGCUCUUGGUCGUAUGUAUACAGUUCAUCCAAAGAAUAAUGAAUGUUUCUAUUUGCGCUUGUUGCUGAUAAAUGUGCGUGGGCCAACUUCAUUUGAGUCACUACGAACUGUUAAUGAUGUAAUAUUCCCAACCUAUCGUGCUGCAUGUGAAGAAUUGAAGUUAUUAGAAAACGAUAGUCAUUGGGAUACGACAAUCGCUGAAGCCAUUAUCUCUGCAUCUCCAAGUCAGAUACGCACAUUAUUCGCUAUCAUAAUUUCGACAUGUUUUCCAUCAAACCCAUGUAAUCUGUGGCACAAAUACAAGGAUAAUAUAUCAGAAGAUAUUUUACAUCAAAUUCGUGUCAGUUCCAGAAAUCACGAUAUUGAGAUGAAUGAGGAGAUACAUAAACAUGCUUUACUCUUGAUCAAAGAUAUGUGUUACCUCAUGUGCGGUAAUUUAUUAAUCAGGUUAGGAAUGCCAGCACCAUAUCGUGAAAUGAAUGACGCAUUUAAUCGAGAAUUGGAACGGGAACGUGAAUAUGAUCACCAGGAAUUAGAUUUAGUAGUAGUACCAACAAAAGGAAGUUUAUGA
Molecule: messenger RNA, 1848 nt
Organism: Diorhabda sublineata
Lineage: Eukaryota; Metazoa; Arthropoda; Insecta; Coleoptera; Chrysomelidae
Exons: 1
Coding region: 1-1848 (615 amino acids)
Source: RefSeq, a predicted model, not a curated record